Nelumbo nucifera (sacred lotus) is the source of this 3378-nucleotide messenger RNA. RefSeq lists its product as uncharacterized. NCBI's taxonomy places the organism in Eukaryota, Viridiplantae, Streptophyta, Magnoliopsida, Proteales, Nelumbonaceae. The record is from RefSeq and is a predicted model, not a curated record.
UCUCCCAGUCAUUUUCUUGAGUUUGUCAGUGUCAUGGAUACAAUAGAAAUGUUGUCUGAACGUGAAGCGGCCAGGGUGGCCGAUGGCGGUAAGGGGUUCUGACCUCCUAUGCCAGUGUCAAGGGGGGAGGAAGGGGCUUUUGAUGCCAUUGAUGGGAAUGAGUUGGUCUGUAUAUAUGGGCACAUCGGUCACUCUGUAUCAUAUAAUUGUCAAGAACCAAGGACCGAUAAUUCAAAUCCUUGGUUAGUUAUUCGAGUUGGGCGUGCUACAUCCUAGAGAAUUUGAUGUAUUUCCAUCUGCUAUGGGACGCUAGACUCCAAUGUUUUGUAGAUUGUUUCAUGGAUCUUCCUGGCAAGGAAGGGAUGCGUUAUGUGAAACCCCUUUUAGAACAUUAGUGUUGCCACACUCAUACGUUCGUGGGGGGAUGGGGGGGGGCGUUCAGUGAAUUCGGCAUAAUUGUAGAAGAUGUGGUUGCCUUAUUUGCAUUACCUAUCAGUGGGUCAGUGUCUGCCCAUCAUUUGUAGUUCCUUGAGUCUCUCCCCACUAAUUUGUUAGAGCUCUGUGAGAUUACUUCGUUCAAGGCCCAUGUGGAUCAAUCAACCUCCUAGGUUAAAAUGUCGCUUGAGGCAUGGGUAGUGUAUUGGUUCGAGAGCCAUGGUAGGGGGGAUGUGAUGGUAUAGUGGGCAGAUGACCAAAGCCUUUUUGCCGCCUUCAUUUUGUACAUCGCAUCCUGUUUCCUCUUCCCAGGGCUUCCUAAUUACAGUCUGCGCACAGUGUUGGUUUCGCUUGUUGUGCUUGCUGCUAGCGACCAUCAACUCCCGUUGACAUCCAUGUUUUUGGAAUAUUUAAAUGAGCAGAUGGAUGACACAGACCAACAAAUGAUGGACCCGAGUUGUAAGAGAUGGAUCAGUUACAUGUUUGCUCCCUUUUUUCCAUGUAUAUGUGCGAGAGUCUUGACCUCAGCAUUACGCCCCACUACCUCUCUCCUAUGAGAGCUACCAUAGCGACCUUGAAUGGGGAUGAAACAGAGGAGAAUUCAUUAGCAGUUUGUCGGGGGAAGCAUUGGCUUCACGCCAGUAGGCAUAAACAGUUUGGAGUGAAUGAGAUCGAACUCAAGCUGGCGUCUAUUGAAGGUUUUUUGUGGAGGCCCUAUACUCAAGCUGUCAAGCAUUCCAUGUUGUUUUGUAUUGGCGCCUUUGUUCCUAAGGAUGGUGACCAGCAAUGUCUUGUGGAGGUGACACAUCUCGUUAUGGGCAUGGCACACCUCAUUCUUUGGCUCGGAGUCAUCACAUAGUUGGACCGUGCAGGUGAACCCCAAGUUGUAGCCUAUUGGCCCGAUAGGGUCCUCCGCCAAUUCGGUUAUGAUGACAUAUGCACUUAGUUUCUUCGGAUUGCAGGGGAGGAUGUAUUCUGGACCCGACAGUAUGAUUUGGCAUUCCUGGGAAGUUCAUGGUUCCCUGUUGCAGGGUACAGGAGGAUUCAAGCUUGUAAGUCCCUCCACUUCACCGACAUGUCCGCAUUGUUCAGGGGCCUCCAAAUGUUCAAACGGGAGAGCCCCCUCCUACGUUAUGUUAUGGACUCUCUAUGGGUCAUGCAGCUGAGUAGGAGCAGGCACCAGCUGAUCUCCCACCAAGCCCUCCAAUUCUAUAAGAGCAGGAGUUCCUGGGUGCUAUGUUUAAGGGCAAGCGCCUUGCGCUAGAAAAAAGGUGAAGGUAGUUGCCCUCCCGCUGCUAAGAGGGCCAGAUCAGCGAGGGUGCCCCGUGCCUUUGUUUCACCCGCGCAAGUGAUGUGGUGUGCCUUUGAGCCAGACGUUGCAUCAUCUCGAGCUAGGGAGAAUCGAGAUGUGGGCUCACCGCGAGCAAACCCUGAAGUGGGCAGGAAGGAGGUUCCAGCCCCGACAACUAAAGUAAGGGAUGUGACAAACAUGGAAUCAACACAGUCAACAGUGCUGGUUCCACCAGCUAGAGUUGUUUCUAUUCGUGUCUCAAGCAGACGUGUGAAGAAAAUGGCUCCACAUCUACGCAGGAGGGAGCUCGAGAAGGUGGAUUUGCAAGUGGAGGUUGAAUAUAUUCAGCCUAAUGCGGAGACCCCAUAAAUCCUCCCUAAAGGUGUUGUGGGUGAAAAGGGCUUUUCAAUGUGGAUCCUUCCACCGUACCAGUUUCACCAAUUAUCAGGCGGCUGGUGUGCAAGCUGUAGUCAUCACAGCCCCCCACUCAAGGUCAAAAAGUGACUGAAGAUCCCCACCCACCACCCCAAACCAAUGAUCCUGUGGGUGCUAGUGUGAAUGAGGAUUUCAUUGCCGAUGACAUUACCCCAACCCUCGCUACGUGAGGAGAGGAAGCCCUACAGGUUUGCAAAGGGAGGCCCCUAGUGAGCCAAUGGGUCAAACUGAGGUUGUCCAAGAAGGCCUGCUGGCCGUCGAGACUCCUAAAGGGCCGGUCUCUAGGUUAGGGUGGCCUGAUGCUGAAGGUCAAGAACCAAUUGCAAUUGAAGUGUUGUCUGAACCAGCAUGCAAGACAAUGGCAGAAGACAUGUGUCAUGAGGAAGAGGCUGCAUCUACUAGUCCUGUUAUGCCUGGUGUUCUUGGAGGUGUAGUAGCUAUGGGUUUGGAGGCUCAUCCCGAGAGUGAAGCUAUGGGUUUUGAGGUGGUGUCACCACUCGAGGCUAUGUCAUAUGACAAGGAACUUGUGCUAAUACGACAAGAGCUUAAGGAGUACUGUGAAAAGAAUGAUAUCACUCCCCUGAGCUACACAAUCAUGGACCCUGUCUCUAUCCAAGGUCCUCACAAAAACAACAAGCAUUGCGUAUCAAGCUCUAUAGCGAAGGCUGCUUCAAUCAUUAUUCAGAAGGGUUGGUUGUCGUUCGUUGACAUUCCUCCGGUGGUCAUAGGGACGUCUUUGAACACAAUCACAGCGAUGAUGAAUUGUAUCAUGGACCAAUCUACUGAUGAUCUUUCAUGGUUUGGGUUUUCCCAAUGGCUGAGGACUUGGGAGUCCUUUGCUACUCUCGGCUUUCAAAUUGACUGGAUUGAAGAGUGAGUGACUUUGUUGGCCCACACAUUUUGGAAGGCUUGUCUCAAGGGGUCACAGUGUCUCUCUGGUCAAUCUCUAAAGGAUGUAUGCCUUCGCCUCAAGGUGGUUGAAGCAAAUAUGUCGAAGGCAACUAAGAAGCUAAAUGCCCUUCUUGACGAGUGCGGUCGUUAGCAAAAGAUGGGGUCGCAAUACGAGGUGGAACAGAAGGAAUUGCUAGAUUUUGAGGUACGAAAGCAGGGUCUAGUAGAGAUAGAAAAUAUGAGGAAAGGGUGGUAUUCCAUGUGAAUUGUAAGUGUACCUAAUACCUUGUAAAACACUCAAAUUUUGUAAUGAAAGGCCAUAGUUU